UGUUCUUGUUGUUGUUUUUAAUAUUAGGUCUUAUUUAUGGAAGCAGUAAAGAAAGCGCCGAGCUAAAGACAGAGUUGCUAGUGUAGUCUGUCGAUGUCAGUCCGUGCAUGCAAUAAGCUGCAGAAAGUAGGUCAGGGACCUGUAAAGGUCAGGUUAUUCAUACGCGCCAAUCAAAUGUCUUCGUAUAAAUUAAGGUUUCGGCCUGACUGUGUAAUCUCUGAGAAAUAUCAGUCACAUGAUUCUCUUCUUUGGGAGGACGUUCUACUUUUCUUCUCAGACAACACAUCUUAGCAAAUUACUCUUGCUUUUUGUGAAAAAAAAAAUCAUCAGCAGUGUAGAAGAUGUCAGCGGUAGCAGACGACGCAGGAGAAAUCGACGUGGACAGUUUUGAUUAUGUCCACUUGGUAAUUCCUGAUGUGAACGGGCUGCCUCGAGGACAAGUCAUCCCCAGACGGUUUGUCCGCCAGAAGCUAGAAGCAGGUGUCGAGCUCCCCUACAAUGUAUUAAUGCUUGGGCCUAACUCGGAGUACAGCACAAAAAUAGAAGAGUACAGAACCCUUGAGAAUCGGAUGUGGAAGCCUGACCUUUCAUCUUUGAUAGCCACGCCAUGGUGCGACUCGGGUUCCCGACGCACAGCUUUCGUUCUUUGCGAUCUUCUGAAAAGGGACGGUACUCCUGAUGGGUUGUCCACCCGUGGCAUAGUGCAACAACUUCUUCGCGAGCUAAGGGACAAAUUCGGACUCACGAUUAAAGUUGCUUUCGAGUUUGAAUUCAUCGUCAUGAAAGAAGAUACUCUAGAACCUCUUGGAGGAGACAGCUUCCAAUUUGAGGAUAUUCGCAGAACAGAAGGUCAUCGUGAUCUUUUGUACGACCUGUGCGAGACGCUGGAGAAGGCUGGCCUGUACGUGACAUCUAUUACCUCUGAGUUUUUCGCCGGCCAAUGGGAGCUCAACUUCGACCCCAUAGAAGGCAUCAAAGCCGCCGACAUGGCGUUCCACGUGAAGAACGCCGUUAAGGGCUUCUUCAAGAGGCGCGGCUACACGGCCACCUUCAUGUCGGUGCCUGAUGGCAAGCUAGGGCGCAGCGGCCUUCACCUCAACCACUCUCUGUGGACGGCGGCCGGUCAGAACGCCAUGGUGGACGACCAGAGGAAGGACGCCAUCUCCGACCUCGCUCUACGUUGGAACGCCGGCAUCCUGAAGCACGCGCGGGCUCUGACAGCACUGUGUUGUCCCACCAUCAACUGUUACCGACGACUGAACCGAGUGACCUGCCCCUCCGAAACCACCUGGGCUGUGGAGCAUCGCACAGGUAUGACCCGCUUUAAGGUCAGCAACAACAACGUGUACCUGGAGAGUCGCCUGCCUUCCGGUGCAGCUAAUCCUUACCUGGCCAUCGCUGGUCACCUGGCAGCAGGAAUGGCAGGACUGGAGGCCGCGGAAAUCGAACUGCCACCGGAAAUGGAUGUCGAGCAUGCACAAAAGUUGCCGACGUCACUGGGAGAAGCCUUGGACUGCCUUGAGAAGGAUACAGUGAUGGUGGAAGCGUUGGGUCGACGGUUUGUGUCGCAUCUUCUGAUUGGAAAACGCGACCAUGAACUUCAUCAGUAUAGUCUUCUUUCCCCAGACACAGAGGAGGAGAAAAUUAAAUACGAGAGAAAGAAAUAUCUUGUUAGCCUGUAGGUAUUUGUCUUCUUCUCCAAAUUAAUAUUCUAGAAAUCUGCAAGCUCCAGGAAAAUCCAUGUAACACGUGACAGUGAACAAACGCAUAAUAGUGUGACAUUUGCUCUUUGAGCCAGAAUUUAUUGAUUGAAAGGAAGUGGUCCAAAGACCAAAGAUAAUGCUGACGCAGUUGGUUUAAUCGUUGGCAGCAGAUGGUUAAUUAAUAAUGUUUAUAGAAACUUAGAUUUAUCAGUCACGUGCAGGCUGAAAUGUGUUAGGUCAUACCUGGGUUAACACUAGGGGUGUAGUGUAGUUUGUUAGUGUUAGGAACGGUGUCUCUAAAGUACAGUCGCUCAGGACGCAUGCUAAUUGUUUCAACAACGAUUGCUUUUUUUGGAUGUCCACGUCAUAAUAUAUUCACUUUACUGGAGGUCGAGCAGGGGAAAGGCCCAGCAGCGAGUGAUUUUAACAAAACCUGUGACAUAACAGUGAGGGAGGAUGUGCUGCUGAGGGUGUUAUAGACGAAGAGAAAGCCGUCUGCUGCCAAUGAGAAAGAAAGAGGAUAUAUGUUAACUACGUUAAUCGUAUGCGUGCUCUUCGUUCGUUCGUUACAGUGCUAGCCUCGAGGCAAACCCCUGAAGUAAAUACCAGUGUAAGUUACCUGCAAUUAUUUCACCCUGACAAACACUAUAAAUUUUCAAAGAACUGAGCUUGAGCGUAUUAAAAUGUUAGUUUCUGUGA
Molecule: messenger RNA, 2402 nt
Organism: Pomacea canaliculata
Lineage: Eukaryota; Metazoa; Mollusca; Gastropoda; Architaenioglossa; Ampullariidae
Product: lengsin-like
Exons: 3
Coding region: 342-1682 (446 amino acids)
Cellular component (GO): cytoplasm; membrane
Molecular function (GO): glutamine synthetase activity
Source: RefSeq, a predicted model, not a curated record